Messenger RNA from Dermacentor albipictus, 595 nucleotides. Lineage: Eukaryota; Metazoa; Arthropoda; Arachnida; Ixodida; Ixodidae. The record is from RefSeq and is a predicted model, not a curated record.
CCUCUUCCUACUUUUGCGCCAGACCGACGGUGCUGUUGCGCGUUCUGCCGCAUAUAGCUAUUCAGUGACCAGGGGUCUGGCAACGGGGGACCUAGAAGGGACAGACGCUGUGUGCGCGACGCCGAACCCCGACUUUGCGUAGAAGCCAGUCCAAGAGGACUGGGACGACAAGACCGGAGCGAUGACAGUCACCGGGCCAAUAGGUUGAUGUCGGGAGUGCUCAUGGCGAAGGACACAGAGAAGCCAGUCGAAGUGGAUCGGCGAUCCGGGCAGGACAGAAGCGAGCAGCGCAGUGCCCGAGGCAACGUGAUCGCGGUGAGCCCCGCCUUCCGUCUACAUUUCCCGAAGGCGAAGGCCGUCGGGGUUGGUAGACGUGGUGGAGGCAAGGCCGAAGCGAGCAGCUGCUUGUGUCAGAAGUCGCAUAAAGACACAGAAUACUGGCUGUGUUUGGCUUUGAAGACCCACAAGCCUGCCGAGUGCAGCUUCCAACUAGUGGAAAGUGGGCGCCUAACCGAAGCCAACAUUGACGCCGUCCAAACUCCACGGGAGGGUACCGAAGACUGACUGGCAAAGGGACAAUCCUGCCAAAAAACGG